Humulus lupulus (European hop) is the source of this 1247-nucleotide messenger RNA. Its product is annotated as probable pectin methylesterase CGR2. The transcript has 6 exons. Gene Ontology annotation, biological process: pectin metabolic process. Lineage: Eukaryota; Viridiplantae; Streptophyta; Magnoliopsida; Rosales; Cannabaceae. Gene Ontology annotation, molecular function: methyltransferase activity. The coding region runs from base 224 to 1012 and encodes 262 amino acids. The record is from RefSeq and is a predicted model, not a curated record.
UCAGAAAAUGGUUUCGUCAGCACGAGCCAUGCACUUUGAAUCCACUUUGUAGUGUAUAUUUCCCCAAGUCAUUCUUUUUCUAAACGCAAAUCCCGUUCUCUCUCUUUCCUUAAUUUUUGAAAAGAAUCGGAUCUAGGCAAAUGCUGGUUCUCUAACCUUGGUUUCUUUCUUCCUCUAAUCUCAUAUCCAACCAGGAAAGAAGAAAGCUAUUACUUCGGUAUACAUGGCGAGGAGGCAAGUCAAUCCCUCUCGGCGAUUGGGGGAUGGUGGCCCUUUGUUUUCAGGGUCGUCCCAUUCCAAGCAAAAAUCUUCUCCACUUUGGCCAAUUGCUCUUGUUCUCUUCCUGGGAGCACUGUUUCUUCUUGCUUAUACAUUCACGAAUAGAGGUGGACUUGGGAAUAUCAAAGGUGCCAUUACAAGGGUUCAAGGUGAUGACUCCUGCACAAUGGAGGUUCAACGAGCAAUACCUAUUUUAAAGAAAGCAUAUGGUGAUAGCAUGCAAAAAGUAUUGCAUAUUGGUCCUGAUACUUGUUCAGUGGUUUCCGAGUUGCUGAAGGAGGAUGAAACAGAAGCUUGGGGUGUAGAACCAUAUGACAUGGAGGAUGCAGAUAGAAACUGCAAAGCUCUUGUGCGAAAAGGAAUUGUGCGUGUUUCUGAUGUCAAGUUUCCACUUCCUUACAGGGAAAAAUCUUUUUCUCUAGUCAUUGUUUCAGAUACCUUGGAUUAUUUGUCUCCGAGAUACCUCAACAGGACUGUCCCAGAUCUUGCAAGAGUAUCGGCUGACGGUCUUAUAAUGUUUACAGGCUACCGUGGUCAUCAGAGAUCUAAAGUUGCAGAAGUCUCCAAAUUUGGAAGGGCAGCUAAAUGGAGGAGUUCGUCAUGGUGGGUAAAAUAUUUUGGUCAGACUAACUUGGAGCAGAAUGAAGCAGCUACCAAAAAGUUUGAUCAGGCUGCAACAAAGAUGGCAUACAUUUCAAGCUGCCAGAUUUUCCACCUUAUGCCAUUCCAUUAACAUAUUGGAAUCAUUGGAUUACUUUUGAAGAUCCUGAAAUGGCAAACUCAAAAUUAUUUCUGAUUUUUUUUUUCUUUUUUACUUUAUAUGUACCACUUCUCUACAGGUUGUUUUAAAUUUUGGUAGCUGUUGUUGUUGUAACCAGUUAAUUUAUUUGCUUUUCCCGUUUUGUGUUGUUGUAUUACAUUCUUUCACUGAAAGAAAUUUUUGUUUAAAGUAGAGCAUUCACUAUCGA